Molecule: messenger RNA, 1752 nt
Organism: Aspergillus tanneri
Lineage: Eukaryota; Fungi; Ascomycota; Eurotiomycetes; Eurotiales; Aspergillaceae
Exons: 6
Coding region: 1-1752 (583 amino acids)
Biological process (GO): regulation of DNA-templated transcription
Molecular function (GO): DNA-binding transcription factor activity; sequence-specific DNA binding
Source: RefSeq, a predicted model, not a curated record
AUGAGUAGUCUCGCCGAUCCUCCGUCUAGAAACACUGGGAUCUCUGGUGUUACAGAUGCACCAGGCAAGACACGAAAGCUCCCCGUCCUUUCCUCCUCCGUGCCUUCUUCGUCUGCACCCUCGACGAGUGAUCCCAUGGACGUCUCUCCACCUACUUCAGCGGCAGCGACGGGCGCUGCCGCUCCGAUCCACAGCAGUCCCGAUAGUGAUCGAGCAGGCGCGAACAAUACAGCUGCCUCCAAUGGCUCUGCUGAAACUGGGAACUUGAAUAACCAUGCGACACCCAAUCAGGCUAUCGGAGCUGCCGCUGCAGCUCAGCAACCCAAAGUGGUGCAAACCGCCUUCAUUCACAAGCUUUACAAUAUGCUAGAGGACCCUAGUAUUCAACAUCUGAUAUCGUGGUCCAAUACCAAUGACAGUUUUGUCAUGUCACCCACAUCUGAAUUCUCAAAAGUUCUUGCUCAAUAUUUCAAGCAUACCAACAUCUCAUCCUUCGUAAGACAACUGAACAUGUAUGGAUUUCACAAAGUAAGCGAUGUCUUCCAUACCGGAUCGCCGGAUUCUGCCUUGUGGGAGUUUAAGCACGGGAAUGGCAAUUUCAAGCGCGGUGACCUUAACGGGUUACGUGAAAUCAAACGACGAGCAUCUCGGCAUGCGCUAAUUCAUCGCGACUCUUUUCCUGGUCAUAAGGCGGCUGCUUCUCAGCCUGGUACCCCGGCUGAGCCUGUUCCAGAUGCCACGGAGGCCAGGCUGGUGAGCCUGGAACAUACCUUGUACGAUAUGCACAACCGCCUGAGUCGUGCGGAGGAAGGCAAUGCGGCACUCAAUGCCAGAUAUCAAUCCAUGGCGGAGAGCCUAGCAAGAUGCUACCAUUGGACCCAUUCGAUCUCGCGGUUCCUUCAAGGAAUGAUCCCUGAUCGUGAAGGUCUUCUGUAUAGAGAUGUAUCAAACAUGCAAGCAGAAUUGGAAAAGCAUCUUGACGCGGUGCGAGCCAUUGAACAGAACCCCGAUCCAUAUUUAUCUGUCCGACAGCCCUAUGUUCCCACCGUAUCAGUCGACCCGGGUCCGCCGCUGUCCCCGCGCCAAAUCCCUCAGGAAGAUGCUCGCCGACAGUCGAUGAUGGAUGCUUCUAGACCUAACUUAAUUCGACCCCCAGUCCCCUCACACUUGGCCGUUUCUCCUCGUCGGUAUGGCUCUAUUGGCGGGGGGAAUUCUUCGCCGGGCUACAAUCGCCCUCAGGUCCCGUCCGUCAUCCCACCACAGCCUCAUCCCCUCUCAUCCGUGUCAUCUCCACCGGGGCCCAAUCUGGCUCGUCGACAUACCUCGGCAGAUAUUCGACAGCAUGGUUGGCCGCCACCAGGUGUAUCUCCAUUCCCAUCGACUCAUCAGCCUGCGUCGGCAGCGGCUCCUUGGUCUCCGUCACCGCACCGGACUCCGACAUCGAGUGAGCAGCAAGUCCGGGAUGUUCUGGCACAGUAUGAGAUGGGAGCACCGCGACGUCUUCAAGAAACGUCCCGCAAUGCCACGCCGCCUUUCAGUUUAGAUCAAACAACCUCUACCCCCAAUGCUGACAGUGGCUGGACAUUGGGAGGACACAGAUUCCCUCGACAGGAAUCUUCCUUGCCUGCGACUCGACGUUCUAGCAUGGCUAGCAAUGUACAUUCACUGCUCAAUCCAGCCGAUACUGCUGAAAGACCGGACGAAGACCAGCAUGCGAUGGUAGAUGAUCGAAAACGGAAACGGCUGGAGUAA